AUCUUUAGUCUUCGCAAGAUUAAAAAAAAAAAAAAAAAAAAAAAACCGGAGACCGUUUCCAGGACAAUUAGCAGGCUCGGCGAAGUUCUUCUGAACUUGCGGGCCUUCAAAGAGAGGCAAAGUGACGGGCAAAGCACGAAGCUGCGACACGAAUCCUUUGUGGAUACGACUAAGUGCAUUCCAUUAUUAGAGUGGCCCAGCGGCGGCAGCAGCGCGUCCGGUUCGCGAACGAGCCUCUCGAUGCAGGAAGACCUGAGCUCGCCGACGCCGUGGAAGCAUCGGCGACGAGCGUCCACGUUCAACGAGGCACACCUGGAACGAGCGGAGACGGUGUCGCCGAGAACGCCGAGGAAACGAUCGUUCAGCUUCCACGAGCAGCCGGUGUUCGGCCAGAAUCGUGGCUCCGUAUCCCGGAAGAACUCCUCGAACGAGGAGGGUGGCACCGCGCACAGGAAGCCCACCGGCGACAAACAAGAGGGUGAGAUUUCGUUACCACCGCCUUGCACCUGUCCCUAUUUCGGCGAAUCGUCCAAGAGGCCGCCGCCGCAGCCGUCCAGCGAGAUCGUGAUCGUUUCCAGCGACACUAUGAAACCGAUCUCGGGGAAAAACCUCGAGGCAGCGUUCCUCGGCAGGAGCAACAGCGGCCGAACGUUGGAGCCGAGCAGGAGUUACGAACUGAACUCUGUCGUCACGUGGAGGGGCGGCAGAAGAGGAUCUAGCUUGGGGAACACGAGAACCUCGCUGUUAACGUCGAGAGGGGCCCCGAUUCGUCGCGCGGCAACGAUGCGCGCCCACAACGGGGCGGCGAGCAUCAGCUCGAAGCAGAGCAGCAAUUCGUCCUCGCCGUGCCCUCACAGGUACUCGUCACAGGGUGGCCCGGUGCGUAGCCACUACUCGAGAACGAGCAGCGUGGUCUCGCGGAACAGCUCGCGCCACGGGAGGAUCAUCCGGCUCGAGCAGAAAGCGACCAAGGUGCUCGGCGUGGUUUUCUUCACGUUCGUCGUCCUCUGGGCGCCGUUCUUCGUCCUGAACCUAAUACCAGCCGUUUGCCCUAACUGCGAGAGACAGAUCGACCAUAAGAUCUUCGACCUGGCCACCUGGCUCGGCUACGCCAGCUCGAUGGUCAACCCGAUAUUCUACACCAUCUUCAACAAGGUGUUCCGCCAGGCGUUCAAGAAGGUGUUGCUCUGCCGGUACAGAAACCAAACGUGGAGGCCGUCCAGG
Messenger RNA from Heterotrigona itama, 1224 nucleotides. The record is from the annotation of a GenBank genome assembly. NCBI's taxonomy places the organism in Eukaryota, Metazoa, Arthropoda, Insecta, Hymenoptera, Apidae.